Messenger RNA from Talaromyces amestolkiae, 1362 nucleotides. RefSeq lists its product as uncharacterized. The record is from RefSeq and is a predicted model, not a curated record. The coding region runs from base 1 to 1362 and encodes 453 amino acids. Lineage: Eukaryota; Fungi; Ascomycota; Eurotiomycetes; Eurotiales; Trichocomaceae. The transcript has 3 exons. Gene Ontology annotation, biological process: magnesium ion export from mitochondrion. Gene Ontology annotation, molecular function: magnesium ion transmembrane transporter activity.
AUGAGCCUCGACUCGAAAGCACCUGAUAUCUACGCACCUGCGACAUCUCCAUCCUCAUCUUCAUCCUCAUCCUCAUCGUCGCCGUCAUCGUCAUCGUUCCGCGGCGAUCAUCGCAAUGAUGCAACACAAUUAAACAAUGAACAAGAUACCGGGUCGAGACACAUAUUGCAACAAUUCGUGAGCAGAAGAAGUACUUCGUCGGAGUCGCGCGCAAUGGACAUGGCCGCAGGUUCUGCGGUCGUCCCGGUGGAUGAUUAUGAGCAUGAGACGCGGCCGCCGUAUCUUCACUCCAUGAUAGCAGGUGGCAUCGGCGGGKCAUCCGGCGAUAUGCUCAUGCACUCCCUCGAUACCGUCAAAACCCGCCAGCAAGGCGAUCCCCAUAUACCGCCCCGAUACGGUUCAACGUCAGCAUCAUACAUUAAAAUCCUUCGUGAGGAAGGGUUUCGAAGAGGUUUAUAUAGUGGCGUGAGUCCGGCGUUGAUGGGAUCGUUUCCGGGCACGGUGAUAUUCUUUGGGACGUAUGAGUGGUCGAAGAGGCAUAUGAUUGAUUCGGGAAUUAAUCCUACGUUAUCAUAUCUUUCUGCUGGGUUUAUUGCCGAUUUGGCUGCUUCGGUGGUCUAUGUACCGUCCGAAGUCCUCAAAACACGUUUGCAACUCCAAGGUCGAUAUAAUAAUCCCUACACCAAGUCUGGGUACAACUACCGAGGAACGACAGAUGCAUUUCGAACAAUCGUGCGAACAGAAGGCUUCGGCGCCAUGUUUUCGGGAUACAAAGCUACCAUCUUCCGCGAUUUGCCGUUUUCUGCGCUACAAUUCGCGUUUUAUGAGCAGGAACAGGAAUGGGCGAAGAAUUGGAUUGGAUCCAGAGAGAUUGGACUGCCGAUGGAAAUCCUUACGGCGACCACGGCGGGUGGUAUGGCGGGUGUCUUGACGUGUCCGUUGGACGUGGUUAAGACGAGGAUUCAGACACAGCAGAAUCCUGAUGCUUUACCCAAGAAGAGUUCGACGCAGGCUUCGAUAUCAUCGAAGAAGGACAGUCGGCCCCAUGCACAACACAGCCAGCAUACGUCAUCUUCAACAAUACCGUCUUCAUCAUCUAGCAAAACACAUUCACGACCUAUAUCGACUUCAUCGCCGUCGACAUCUACACCUCAACCUGGCGCUCCCAAUCUACACACAUCGUCCGUCUUCACAGGACUCAGACUCAUUUAUAAAACCGAAGGACUGGCCGGCUGGUUCCGUGGUGUCGGGCCACGAGCGGUCUGGACCAGUGUCCAAAGUGGCACGAUGCUGGUUAUGUAUCAGUAUCUGCUGAAGAAGUUGGAGACUAUGUCGGAGUCUGAGGCGGUGCCGGUCAUUUAA